CGCCCAAGCGAAAGUCAACAUCUUUUCUCUGUUUUAUUAGUGUGGAUAGGUUAGUGCCAGUCGUAUCCUUCGACCAUUUUCUCCAUGGAUAUAUAGGUGCUGGUGAUAGGGUCAAACUCAAACGGGAAGAGAGAGAAGGAAAGAGUGAGGGAAGAAGAUAAUCAGUAGAUUUAUGUGAUUCGGCGCUCAACUGCAGUAAAUGGGCAUUUGAUUUCUACUAUAUUUAAUUGCCUUCAUGAAAGGCUCGAGAGAUAGAUUGAUCUUCAAGCGAUAGGAGCUGAGUUCUAAAGCAGGAAAUUAAAAAAAAGUGGAAAGCUUUGAGAAGAAAUUUCUCUGAACAAAUUUCCUGCUACUGCGCCUUUUAGGGAUCUGAAAGUUUGUGCUCUUCGAAUUAUGAGAUUGCGGAGUCUCUUGUGUCUGAAUCUCCGAUAAAGGGUUUUAGUGGGAUGAUAAGUACACUUUCUACCUGCCUCUGGAGUAGAAUUGGAGUUUGCUUCAGGUGUUUGGUGUAAUUGAAGGUGUAGAAAAAGAACGCGUUCAUGCAUCUUUCACUAUGGAAGCCAAUAUCUUUCUGUGCUUCUCUGAUCUUGGACAAAAAGGGUAGGAAGAAGAAUGGGGCUAACCAUUCCACGGAAGAAGUUAGAAACCCAUCCAUUCUGAGGAAGUUACAAGAGCACAAGCUCAGGGAAGCACUUGAGGAAGCAUCUGAAAAUGGGUCUCUUUUUAAAUCCCAAGGAAUGGACUCAGGAGCCAUAGGAAACCAGGAUGAGAGCUUGGGGAGAUCGCGGUCACUCGCUAGACUGCAUGCCCAGAAGGAAUUCCUCAAAGCCACUGCUCUUGCUGCGGAUCGCACAUUUGAGUCUGAAGACUCAAUUCCAGAACUCCAUGAAUCCUUCUCCAAGUUCCUCACCAUGUACCCUAAGUACCAGGCAUCAGAGAUGAUUGACCAGCUGAGGUCAGAUGAGUACUCUCACCUUUCUGGGUCCGGUCCUAAGGUAUUUCUUGACUACUGUGGAUUUGGGCUGUUUUCAUUUCUUCAAACUGUUCAUUAUUGGGAUUCAUCUACAUUUAGUCUGUCUGAGAUUACUGCCAAUUUGAGUAAUCAUGCUUUGUAUGGGGGCGCUGAGAAAGGCACUGUGGAACAUGAUAUCAAAGCAAGAAUUAUGGAUUACUUGAACAUCCCUGAGAACGAAUACGGCUUAGUGUUUACUGUUAGUAGAGGAUCAGCCUUUAAAUUGCUGGCUGAAUCAUACCCAUUUCACACGAACAAGAAGUUGUUGACAAUGUUUGAUCAUGAGAGCCAAUCUGUCAAUUGGAUGGCUCAGGCUGCCAGGGAGAAAGGUGCCAAAGUAUACAGUGCGUGGUUCAAAUGGCCAACCCUCAAGCUCUGUUCAACAGACUUGAGGAAACAAAUCUCAAACAAGAAGAGGAGAAAGAAAGACUCGGCUGCUGGUCUUUUUGUUUUUCCUGUCCAAUCUAGAGUUACUGGAGCGAAGUACUCUUAUCAAUGGAUGGCUUUGGCUCAGCAGAACAAUUGGCAUGUCCUGCUUGAUGCCGGUGCGCUGGGUCCCAAAGACAUGGAUUCCCUAGGGCUGUCUUUGUUUCGACCAGAUUUCAUCAUAACGUCCUUUUAUAGAGUAUUUGGAUAUGACCCAACAGGUUUUGGAUGUCUUCUCAUAAAAAAGUCCGUGAUGUCAAGUCUUCAAAAUCCAUCUGGCCAUGCCGGAUCUGGUCUAGUGAAAAUCACUCCGGUUUUCCCCUUAUAUCUGAGUGAUUCAGUAGAUGGCUUCCCUGGAUUGGCCGAAGAUGGUGAAGCAGGAGGGGAUGGUAAUGAGGUUAUCACGGAAUCUUGGCCAGCAUCACAGCUUCCUGCGUUUUCUGGUGCCUUCACAGCUGCCCAGGUCAGGGAUGUUUUUGAGACAGAUAUGGAGCAUGAGAACUUCUCAGACAGGGAUGGAACAAGCACAAUAUUCGAAGAGACAGAAAUCCUAUCUAUCGGCGAGGUAAUGAGAAGUCCUGUCUUUAGUGAAGAUGAAUCAUCUGAUAAUUCUCUGUGGAUAGAUUUGGGUCAUAGCCCAUUGAGUUCUGACAGUGCUGGCCGUUCAUACCACCAAAAGACAUCCUCUCCAGCACCACCAUUUUGGUUCUCCGGCAGGAAGAAUGAUAAGCGUCUGUCUCCUAAACCUACAAAGAUAUUGAACAGCCCAAUAUACGACAAGGAGUUGUCAUUUGAUGCAGCUGUGCGCUCGGUGUCUCAAGAGUUUGACCAUUUCCAGGAUAUUCCUGAAGAAGAACAGUUCAUUGAAGGAAUUUUUCCAUCAAGAGAAUAUGUUAAUGAGAUAGAAGAAGAAAUGGAACCCAGAAGUCCUGGGAAUGGUCUUAACAACAUGGCUUCAUCUUCCAAGCGCCUUCCAAAUGGUUCAACGUCUGAGAUAUGUCGUGAGAUUAAAGACAGUGCAAUAAGAAGAGAGACAGAGGGUGAAUUCAGAUUGCUGGAGAGGAGGGAAGGGAGCAGGUAUGGUGGUGGGAGAUUUUUUGGCAUAGAUGAAGCUAGUCAGGUGCCUAGGAGCAGGGGAAGAAGGGUUUCCUUCACCAUGGAAGAUAGCUACAGGGAUCAUCUAAGCCAGCCUGGGGAGAGUAGUCUAGAUGAUGAUGAGUUCCCAAGUAAUGGGGAAUAUGAUGGGCAAGAGUCAGACAGGAGAGAACCUGAGAUUAUUCUGAAGCAUCUGGAUCAUAUUAACAUGUUGGGUCUCAACAAAACUACUAUUCGGCUACGGUUUCUGGUCAAUUGGCUUGUAACCUCAUUGCUGCAAUUAAAGGUUUCUGGAUCAAAUGGUGAGGACAGUGUCUCCCUAGUUCACAUUUAUGGGCCCAAAAUAAAAUAUGAGCGAGGUGCAUCUGUUGCAUUCAAUGUGAGAAACAGCAGCAAUAGGGGUAGUAUUGUAAAACCAGAAAUUGUGCAGAAACUGGCUGAGUUGCACCAUAUUUAUCUUGGGAUUGGCAUCCUCAGUCAUAUUCGGAUUUUAGAUGGUUCAAAACAGCAGCGCAGAUCAUCUAAUCUCGACGACACUGGAAUGUGCAAGCCAAUGGAUAAUGGCAGACAGCAUGGCAAAACUGGGUUCGUUAGAGUCGAAGUCCUCACUGCAUCGCUUGGUUUUUUGACUAACUUUGAAGAUGUGUACAAAUUGUGGGCAUUCGUCGCUAAAUUUCUGAACCCAGAAUUUAUCAACCAGAGUCUCCUCCAAACGGUUGCAGAAGAGGCUGAGGAGGAUUGAUGGUUCAAGCCAAAAGGGAAUUGCAGAUUCAAGUCAGAUUCUUAGCCCCUCUCUUCUUCUUGGACUCAUGUAGGAUUAUUUGUUGAUUCUUGUUUUAACUUGCUCAAGUUUUUUUCUUUUAAGUUCUGGUUUUUUGGUAUUUUGAUGUGGAGUUGGAUUUAGAAAUUAAAUCUGUAUUAUCUCUAGGUAGUGAUGAUGAACUAAAGCAUUUACUACAAAAUGUUCUUAGUAUCCUCCUCUGCAUUUUGUUACGCGAGUAUUUAUCAGUAU
Messenger RNA from Cuscuta campestris, 3545 nucleotides. Lineage: Eukaryota; Viridiplantae; Streptophyta; Magnoliopsida; Solanales; Convolvulaceae. The record is from the annotation of a GenBank genome assembly.